Molecule: messenger RNA, 4860 nt
Organism: Periophthalmus magnuspinnatus
Lineage: Eukaryota; Metazoa; Chordata; Actinopteri; Gobiiformes; Gobiidae
Gene: tnpo1
Product: transportin 1
Exons: 25
Coding region: 148-2814 (888 amino acids)
Biological process (GO): protein import into nucleus
Cellular component (GO): cytoplasm; nucleus
Molecular function (GO): nuclear import signal receptor activity; small GTPase binding
Source: RefSeq, a predicted model, not a curated record
CGCGCAGCUUUGCAGCCUUUGAGCUCGAGCGUGAGCGGAUGUCCAGAUCCAACAGGCCCAUGUCUGAAAAGCCAGACGUACGGUGACAUUAGACCAGAAAGUCACACGGGGUUUGUUUAAGACGAGGGAAAGCCUCCUGAGAUUAAGAUGGAGUGUGAGUGGAAACCAGACCAACAAGGACUUGAGCAGAUUCUCCAGCUUCUAAAGGAGUCCCAGUCUCCUGACACGUCCAUGCAGAGAUCCGUCCAGCAAAGAUUAGAACAACUGAACCAGUAUCCAGACUUCAACAACUAUUUAAUAUUUGUCCUGACAAAGUUGAAAACAGAAGAUGAACCUACACGUUCUCUCAGUGGACUUAUUCUAAAAAACAAUGUAAAAGCUCAUUAUCAGAAUUUUCCCAAUGGUGUAUCUGAUUUUAUCAAAAGUGAAUGUCUACAAAACAUUGGUGACUCAUCUCCCCUCAUCAGGGCCACUGUAGGUAUCCUUAUCACCACUAUUGCCUCUAAGGGUGAGCUCCAAAACUGGCCAGAACUUCUCCCCAAACUCUGCUUGCUUUUGGAUUCUGAGGACUAUAAUACAUGUGAGGGAGCAUUUGGAGCCCUACAGAAAAUCUGUGAAGACUCUGCCGAGAUCCUAGACAGUGAUAUGCUUGAUCGGCCGCUUAAUAUUUUGAUUCCAAAGUUUCUGCAAUUCUUCAGGCACAACAGUCCUAAAAUUAGGUCUCAUGCUAUUGCCUGUGUAAAUCAGUUCAUUAUCUGCAGAACGCAGGCCCUUAUGCUGCAUAUUGAUCCUUUCAUUGAGAAUCUGUUUGCACUAGCAGCAGACGAGGAGCCAGAAGUGAGAAAAAAUGUUUGUAGAGCUCUUGUAAUGUUAUUAGAGGUUCGCCUUGACCGACUUCUUCCACACAUGCACAGCAUAAUUGAGUACAUGCUACAGAGGACCCAAGAUCCAGAUGAAAAUGUAGCCUUGGAGGCAUGUGAAUUCUGGUUAACCCUAGCAGAGCAGCCAGUGUGCAAAGAUGUACUUUGUGGACACCUCUCUCAACUUACUCCGGUGCUUGUGAAUGGGAUGAAGUACUCUGAGAUUGACAUUAUCUUACUCAAGGGAGACCUAGAGGAAGAUGAGGCAAUACCUGACAAUGAGCAGGACAUUAGACCACGCUUUCACCGCUCACGCACAGUGGCCCAGCGUCAUGAGGGCGAGAGCAUUGAGGAUGAGGAGGAUGAUGAAGAUGAACUCGAUGACACCAUCUCAGACUGGAACCUGCGUAAAUGUUCAGCCGCAGCCUUGGAUGUUUUGGCCAAUGUGUUCAGGGAAGAGCUUUUGGUGCACCUUCUGCCUCUACUCAAGGAACUUCUUUUCCACUCAGACUGGGUAGUCAAAGAGUCUGGUAUUUUAGUUCUGGGUGCUAUAGCUGAAGGUUGUAUGCAGGGCAUGAUUCCAUAUUUGCCUGAGCUUAUACCUCACCUCAUCCAGUUUCUGUCUGACAAGAAGGCUUUAGUGCGGUCUAUCACCUGUUGGACGCUCAGCCGCUAUGCUCACUGGGUUGUAAGCCAACCUCCAGAUACUUACCUAAAGCCUCUGAUGACAGAGCUUCUUCAAAGAAUUCUAGACAGCAACAAGCGUGUUCAGGAGGCUGCUUGUAGUGCCUUUGCAACAUUGGAAGAGGAGGCAUGCACAGAAUUAGUACCUUACUUGGCAUUCAUCUUGGACACAUUAGUGUUUGCCUUCAGCAAAUACCAACAUAAGAAUCUGCUUAUACUUUAUGAUGCCAUAGGAACGCUCGCUGAUUCAGUGGGUCACCAUCUCAAUAAACAGGAAUACAUUCAAAUGCUGAUGCCUCCAUUGAUACAGAAGUGGAACCAGCUUAAAGAUGAAGACAAAGAUCUUUUUCCAUUACUAGAAUGUUUGUCCUCCAUUGCCACUGCCCUUCAGAGUGGUUUCCUGCCAUACUGUGAGCCUGUAUACCAACGUUGUGUUAAUCUAGUCCAGAAGACACUUGCACAAGCCAUCCUUCACCAGUCCCAGCCGGACCAGUACGAACCUCCCGAUAAGGACUUCAUGAUUGUGGCUUUAGAUCUUCUCAGUGGGCUAGCUGAGGGCUUAGGCGGUACCAUUGAGCACUUGGUUGCCCGUAGCAACAUUCUCACACUCAUGUACCAGUGUAUGCAGGAUAAAAUGCCAGAGGUUCGUCAAAGUUCUUUUGCUCUGCUAGGAGAUCUGACAAAAGCCUGUUUCCAGCAUGUCAAAUCGUGCAUUGCUGAUUUUAUGCCUAUACUUGGUCGAAACCUAAAUCCAGAAUUGAUUUCUGUUUGCAAUAAUGCAACAUGGGCAAUAGGAGAAAUAUCCAUACAAAUGGGACCUGAAAUGCAGCCAUACAUUGCCAUGGUCCUGCAUCAGCUGGUGGAGAUCAUUAACAGGCCCAAUACUCCAAAGACACUACUGGAAAAUACAGCAAUAACAAUUGGUCGUCUUGGUUACGUUUGUCCUCAAGAGGUGGCACCCAUGCUACAGCAGUUUAUAAGACCCUGGUGUACGUCUUUACGAAAUAUAAGAGACAAUGAGGAGAAGGACUCAGCUUUCAGAGGAAUUUGCACUAUGAUCAGUGUUAACCCAGGAGGUGUUGUUCAGGAUUUUAUAUUUUUCUGUGAUGCUGUGGCUUCCUGGGUAAAUCCUAAAGACGAUCUUCGGGACAUGUUUUAUAAGAUUCUUCAUGGGUUUAAGAACCAGGUCGGAGAAGACAAUUGGAAGCGUUUCUCAGAUCAGUUCCCCAUGCCCCUGAAGGAGCGGCUAGCGACGUUUUAUGGGGUGUAGCUACAAUAGCAGCAUGCUUCAAUCAAAUCAUAAGCCUUUUAACUGAAAAGAAAACAAUUGUUGAGACGCUCUCACGUGUUCUUCUGAGAGAGGGGCUGGUGUGCAUGCUACAGAGAGGACAGGGCCCCAUGAUGAGGUAGAUGAGGAGGGAGGGUUUAGAAGUACCUAUGCUUGGACCGUGUUGGGUUGCACAAUAUGUUUAGGAUUAUUUGAUUUGGAUUAAAACGUGACCAUGGUUUUCCUCACUCAAACAUAAUUAUAUUUUAUUUACAUUUACAACAACUGAAAAAAUGGUAAUUUUAAUUUAAUUUUUUUUUCCCACUAGUAUUCAAAAUUAAUAAUGUGCUACAGCUUUUUUUAACAAGCAUAUUUGUUUAUAGGUAAGCAGCAUGCUCGUUUUAUAUUGGUAGGUUCUACGGGAAUGUCUGUUGAUUUGGACCGCUUCCAUUUCCCUAUGUCCUUGAUUAAGAGAUUGAUGCUAAUCAUUAUAUUGUAGCAAAAAAGGGUUUACAUUCUAAAAUGUGACAGAUUUCUGCUGUGAAGUGUUGAGUGAAUCAUUUGGUUUUAUGGUACAAGUAUCUCCUAUACACAGCUAUAAAGGUGUUCAAUAGAAACUUAAUACUGUCAUACAAGGAAGAGCAUCAUUCUCCAUAUAAAUUAAGAAUACUCUUCAAAUGUUUUCUAUUUUAUUUGGUCUACUUACUGCAAAACGCAUGACUUGAAAGAUGACUGUACAUGUUUUGGUAAUUGUGUUUUGUGGGGUAUCUUUUCUCUUGCAUGUUGGUGGCCCCUCAAAUCCCCACGGGAGGGGAAUAGUCAAGGGAGGGAAACUUCAAAUAUUGAAAAGUACACUGUCCAAAAAUAUGUGUUAAAACUGUGAAACCUCGUCUUUUAUUCUAUUGUAUUUGUAAUUGUAUUUUUUGUUGUAUUUCUUCUGUUUAUGUGGCCUGAAAGUGUUCCAUGAUGAGCAAUGGAGAUAGUUAUGAUCCUCCAGCCUGUGAUAUUUCUCUGCCGGACAGAGUCAUUACUGCCACGUUUAAGGCAGUGUUGAAGUGUAAUAAUAAUGCAUUAUACAGUCUGCACCUUAAGUGCUUCAAAUGUUGUAGCUAACAGUUUGAGAAACCUUUAAGUUUAAGUGAUAAUGUAGAACACAUACAGCCUCAGCUGUCUUCAAUACUCCUUUGUUAGUAAUAUUAAUACAAAGGACAGAACAUCAUGGAAUACAGAGGCAAAUUUAUUUGUAUUUUUGUUUUAAUGGUUUGAUUAUGUCUGUCACAUUCCAGCUGGCAUACAAACACGUUUGGUUCAGUUUAGGUUAUUUGUACAAGCACCAUUUAAGAAUAGCAGGGUUAAACUUAAACUUUUUUCUGAUUUUACGCAGAUUGCUGCAAUAUGCACACUCAGUCAGUUUUUCUCUACUUGAAUAUGUGUUUCUAUGUGUUAACCUCAGGUUGUCCUCAGCAUUCUGGUUUAUUUUAUCCUUUACUUGGUGCCAUCUUUUAGCAGACCUUUUAGUUUAUAAUGAGUAUUUUAUGACUGUGGCAUAUAUUGUAAUUUGCAAACUAAAGGUAACUAAGUAUUAGAAAUAACUGAUCUGUGGUGGGUUAUUUUAAAUGUAAUUACACCUCAACUAAUGGCACUAAAUAAUACUGUUAGAAUGUCCAAUUUAGGUGUUGAUUUGUAUGCAAAUUUAUUCAACUUAAAUAAGCAUAGUAUUUUAUAGAGGUCCAAGUAAGACUGAAAUGUCUAAAAUAAUAUAUGUAUGUUUAAUAUUGAAUAGCCUUGAUUAGAUCACCUGCCUUUUUUUUUCUAUGAAAAAGCCUAAUGUCCUUUUUAUGGACAUAGUUUGUUUUUAAAAAGCUGCUGAAUUUUAAAAACUAAUACUUUGGGGCCACCAAAUAUUUUGGAUCAUGCAAAGAAUCUAUAUUGUAUUGUAGUAAUUUUGUAAUAUUUGUAAUAUGAUGUAGUGGGUGUGACUGGUUACCAUUGCUUGAAGUUUUACAUUGUCAAAUAAACGGUUUACAACAUGAAUAAUCAAGAAAGGCC